Drosophila elegans is the source of this 1360-nucleotide messenger RNA. RefSeq names its product brachyurin. NCBI's taxonomy places the organism in Eukaryota, Metazoa, Arthropoda, Insecta, Diptera, Drosophilidae. The record is from RefSeq and is a predicted model, not a curated record. The transcript is spliced from 2 exons. The coding region runs from base 3 to 806 and encodes 267 amino acids. Gene Ontology annotation, molecular function: serine-type endopeptidase activity. Gene Ontology annotation, biological process: proteolysis.
AAAUGAUCCUUCAGCUGGGCCUUAUCGUUCAGUUCUCUCUGGGAUUGGCCCAGGCAAUCGGCUCCCUGCGAAUUAUGAAUGGCACUGCUGCCAAGGCUAGACAGUUGCCCUACCAAGUGGGAUUGCUGUGCUAUUUUGAAGGCGCCAUUGAUGAACCUAAUCUGUGUGGUGGUGCAAUCCUAAGCGCAAAAUGGAUCUUAACUACAGCCCAUUGCUUGCAGGAUCCACAUGCUAAGCUAUCCAAAGUGCUAGUCCACGUUGGCAGUGUUGAAAAUUUCCCUGGUGAUGAAAUCGUGGUCAACAGGAGCCACACCACCGUGCAUAGUAAAUUCGAUCGCAAGACCGUGAUCAACGACGUUGCUCUGAUUAGACUGCCGAAGAAGCUCACUUUCAACAGGAAUAUACAACCCGUCAAGUUGCCUAGCGUUAAGAGAACCUAUGCAGGUCGCAUGGCCAUAAUAUCUGGAUGGGGUUUGACCAGCAAGCACCAGCCCAGCAGUGUCCUUCAGUACAUCCGGGUGCCCAUCAUCGCGAACAAGGAGUGUGAGAGGCAGUGGAACAAGCAACUAAAAGGCAAGGGCAGGAAGGUCGUGCCCGCCUCCUUCAUAUGCAUCGAUUCCAGGGCGGGUCUGCCAUGUCGAGGGGAUUCCGGAGGUCCAAUGGUCCUGGACGAUGGCUCCAAAACGCUGGUGGGAAUUGUGUCUCACGGUUUCGAUGGCGCGUGUAGGCUGAAGGUGCCAGACAUAUCCACAAGAGUUUCGUCCCACCUCAAGUGGAUAAAAUAUUACACUGGGGGUCUUACGUAAUCUGGAUCUGGAGAAGCAUUAAAAAUCGAAUUUCUUUUCAAACGUGUGCUUUAUUCUUAUUACUUCAUACAAACUUCCAUACACUUUCUCGUUCUCCGUUCCAUUUUCAUAAUAUUCUUUUGUGGCUUUGCUAGAUUUGUUAUCGUUUCUUUAUGUUUUUCUUUUCGAUUUGUAUGUGAUUUGUGACUUUGACGGUGUUGCAUGUCGUUUAAACAAUUUGUUUAUGAUAAUGUUUAGAUGUUCUCGUUUGUGGGCUUUGUUUACGUGUGAGUGUGUGGUUAAUGUUGCUGAUUAUUUGCAAUUCUUUCGUUUUUUUUUACCUUACUUGUUCUCGCUAUUUCGUAAAUGCAGUUCUCAAAAUGUACAAAAACCUAAAUGGAAAUGAUACAAUGAGUGUGAAUGAUAUAAUUUGGUUCUUUCAACGAUUCUUUUAGUAUUUGUCCUAUAUGUACAAAAAGUGUAAACGAAAUUGUGAAAAAGCUAUACAAUUUGUUAGUUAACAAAGCGAAUAAGUUGAUAAGAACUCGGCUGAAUAAAUUAGUUUUAUUUUCGUA